AUGCUAGUGGCUCUGGAAGGCCCUCUGGACCUGCCCGAACGCCUGUGCUACCCCGUGAGCGAAGGGGGCGAGAACCUGAGCCUGGGGCAGAGGCAGCUGUUGUGCCUGGCCCGAGCCCUGCUCCGCAAAUCCAAGAUCCUCAUCCUGGACGAGGCGACAGCAGCAGUGGAUCUGGAAACAGACACGUUAAUCCAGACAACAAUCCGGCACGAAUUUGCCAACUGCACAGUCCUCACCAUUGCCCACCGCCUGCACACGAUCCUGGACAGCGACAGGGUGCUGGUGCUGCACGCGGGGCACAUGGUGGAGUUGGGCAGCCCGGAGCAGCUGCUCCAGCAGCAAGGCCUUUUCUCAGCCAUGGCCAAGGACGCCGGCAUUGCGAGCGCCCAGACCACGGUGCUGUAGGAGCCGGAGCCGAGGGACAGCGCCCUGCCCAGGCCUCCACCCCCUGCAGCGGG
Molecule: messenger RNA, 458 nt
Organism: Pelodiscus sinensis (Chinese soft-shelled turtle)
Lineage: Eukaryota; Metazoa; Chordata; Testudines; Trionychidae
Source: RefSeq, a predicted model, not a curated record